This is a messenger RNA of Sphaeroforma arctica JP610, 177 nucleotides long. RefSeq lists its product as hypothetical. The annotation marks the transcript as partial. NCBI's taxonomy places the organism in Eukaryota, Ichthyosporea, Ichthyophonida. The transcript has a single exon. The record is from RefSeq and is a predicted model, not a curated record.
AUGAGUGCGUACGAGCAAGCCGAAUCAGGCCUAGAACGCAUGGCCAACGCUAAGAUUCGACGUGCAAUGGAAGAAGGUGAGUUCCGUAAUUUGAAGGGCGAGGGCAAGCCAAUGGCACCAACAGAUGCGCACAAACAUGGUCUCAGCCCUUCAGACCCCAACUAUCUUGCCCACAAG